This is a messenger RNA of Microsporum canis CBS 113480, 855 nucleotides long. RefSeq lists its product as hypothetical. The record is from RefSeq and is a predicted model, not a curated record. The coding region runs from base 1 to 855 and encodes 284 amino acids. Lineage: Eukaryota; Fungi; Ascomycota; Eurotiomycetes; Onygenales; Arthrodermataceae. The transcript has 5 exons.
AUGGCCCCGGAAUUAACCCCGGUCCUAUUCACUAUUCAUUCUUGCCGUAUGCCAGGGUUGCAUGGUAUUUGGCUCUUCGCGGAAUUCGGUACAAACAAUGUAUGCAGCCACCAAUUAUGCCACGGCCGGACCUGGCUGCUCUCGGCGUCCACUGUUUCCAGCCGGAAGCUUGGGGCCACCGACAUAGACGGUGAUGGAAAGGCUCUGGAAAAUCUGCUUGAAUCAUGGUCAACGGAUGGCGGGCUAUUCCUUAACGCUGUUCUCCUGAUGCCGCUCGGCCUUCCGACCCUCAGGGAUCCGGCGUUUUUAAAGGACAGAGCUUCCUUUUUUACCGGGCUGUCAUGGAAGGUUGAGGAUAUGCCCAGCCUUCGAGGCGAGGCACUUGUUCAAGUAAAGCGGGCUUUCGGCUUUUUAGAAUCAACGUUACUGGCGGAUGGAAGGGAAUGGCUCCGCAAGACAGAGAAGCCAACCCUUGCAGACAUACAUGUCAUCCUAAAGUCUUUGCUUGGAGGACCCGAUUCAGACAAGCUCUGUCCAACGCAGAGGCAAAAAUGGGGGAGAUGCUUGUCUCUGGCAACGAUGUGCUUGAUGGACUCUAGUAUCAGUCAUUUGCGGAGAACGAAGGCGAAUUUGACGAUUCGGAUCCACUUGGGCUACAAAAAGGGCGAAGAAGUCAUGGUUUGGCCCACCGACUCAGGAUCAACCCAUAAAGAUGCUGGCACGCUUAUCACCUUGGAUUCGAAGGAGAUCGUGCUGGAGCGAAAGACGGCAGAUACCCUUUUUGACAUCCGCGUCCACUUUCCGCGGAUUAAUUUCAGAGUCGUCUCAGCAGCUAACACGCAAACAAAACUGUGA